AGCAACCGAGGGGCAUGGCAUGGCAUAGCAAUUGAAGAUAACAGCACAGCCAUGGCUUCUUCUUCCUUUGCUUGUCCGUUUAGUGCAGUAUCAGUGUCGUUGUUGUUGAUGUUGAGCCUCAUAGCCCUCAUGCAUUUCGACAAGUGCGAGGCUCAGUUGAGCCCGACGUUCUACGACAACACUUGCCCCAACGUGUCGGCCAUCGUGCGCGAGCAACUGUUGCUUGCACAACGCUCCGACCCUCGGAUCUUCGCCAGCCUCAUCCGUCUCUUCUUCCAUGACUGCUUCACUAAUGGAUGCGAAGCCUCACUUUUGCUAGAUAAUACUACUGAAAUUAAGAGCGAAAAGUUUGCUCUUCCAAACAAUAACUCUGCGAGAGGUUACGAGGUCAUUGACGCUGUCAAAACUGCCGUGGAAAAUAGUUGCCCCGGAAUUGUGUCUUGUGCUGACAUCUUAGCUAUUGCCGCAGAAGCAUCCGUCCACUUGUCGUACGGGCCUCACUGGACUGUGCCGCUUGGAAGAAGGGAUGGAAGGAUGGCCUACUUCAACGCCGCUAGUAUCCUCCCUGGCCCAUUUGAUAAUGUCACCGUUCUCCAGCAAAAGUUCGCCGCCGUUGGCCUCAAUGACAUUGAUCUUGUUUCCUUAUCAGGAGCUCACACCUUUGGGCGGGCACAAUGCUUCACCUUCAGACACCGGCUCUACAACUUCAGCAAUGGCAACCCAGACCCAUCGUUGAACACAACCUACCUCGCGAAGCUACGGCAACGCUGCCCGGAUGGUGGCAAUAGAACCGUGCUCAAUAACCUCGACCCCGUCACUCCGGACGUGUUCGACAACAAGUACUACACCAACCUACAAAACCUGAAGGGGCUGCUCACGACCGAUCAGGAUUUGCUUAGUGCUGCCGACACCAACGCCUCCACCGCCCCCUACGUCAAUCGCUUCGCCGCCGACAAGAAGGUCUUCUUUGACAGCUUCGUCGAGGGGAUGAUCAAGAUGGGGAACAUCGAGGUGCUGACGGGGAGCAGCGGGGAGGUUAGGAAAAAUUGCCGAGUGGUGAACGGAGCGAGUGGCCCCCAGUUCGAGAUUCGACUGAGAGACGUCGAAGCUUCCUCUGCUGAAGAGAUAUAGUUACAAUAGACAUGUGCUUUGUGGAGUUGGUAAAUGAAAUAAUUGUUUGAACAAUGUUCAGACUUCAGUGUGAAUGUGAUCAGUCGGUGACUAUUUGUGCAAUGUUCAAGUUUGUUCCUAAUGCAUGUCUUUAUGAUUUA
Messenger RNA from Zingiber officinale, 1271 nucleotides. Its product is annotated as peroxidase 15-like. The coding region runs from base 52 to 1131 and encodes 359 amino acids. The record is from RefSeq and is a predicted model, not a curated record. The transcript is spliced from 4 exons. Lineage: Eukaryota; Viridiplantae; Streptophyta; Magnoliopsida; Zingiberales; Zingiberaceae. Gene Ontology annotation, molecular function: heme binding; peroxidase activity. Gene Ontology annotation, biological process: response to oxidative stress; hydrogen peroxide catabolic process.